Messenger RNA from Neomonachus schauinslandi (Hawaiian monk seal), 857 nucleotides. RefSeq names its product keratin-associated protein 10-12-like. The transcript has a single exon. The record is from RefSeq and is a predicted model, not a curated record. Lineage: Eukaryota; Metazoa; Chordata; Mammalia; Carnivora; Phocidae. Gene Ontology annotation, cellular component: keratin filament. Bases 1 to 852 code for a protein of 283 amino acids.
AUGGCCGCGUCCACCCCGUCCGUCUGCUCCAGCGACCUGAGCUACGGCAGCCGCGUCUGCCUGCCCGGGUCCUGGGACUCCUGCCCCGACUCCUCCUGGCAGGUGGACGACUGCCCAGAGAGCUGCUGUGAGCCCCCUUGCUGUGCCCCCCCCUGCUGCACCCCCAGCUGUUGCCAGUCCAGCGGCUGCACCCCGGCCUCCUGCCUGACCCUCAUCUGCACCCCCGUGAGCUGUGGGUCCAGCCCCUGCCAAUCAGCCUGCACCAGCUCCUGCCGGCCCUCCUGCUGCAGCUACUCCCCCGGCCAGGAAGCCUGCGGCGAGUCCGUCUGCUGCAAGCCCGUCUGCUGCACCCCUGUCUGUUGCAAGCCCGUCUGCUGCAAACCCGUCUGCUGCGAGACCUCCCCCUGCUCGGCCUCCUCAUGCUGCCAACAGUCUAGCUGCCAGCCCUCCUGCUGCAGCUCCUCUCCCUGCCAGGAAGCCUGCGGUGCGUCUGUCUGCUGCACCCCUGUCUGCUGCACCCCUGCCUGCUGCAAGCCCCUCUGCUGCACCCCUGUCUGCUUCACCCCUGUCUGCUGCACCCCUGUCUGCUGCAAGCCCGUCGGCUGCACCCCUGUCUGCUGUGAGGCCUCCCCCUGCUCAGCCCCCUCCUGCUGCCGGCCCAGCCCCUGCUCCUCGUCCUGCUGCAGACCCUCCUCCUGCGUGUCCCUGCUCUGCCGGCCCCUGUGCAGGCCCGCCUCCUCCUGCCAGCCCAGCUGCUGCCGCCGGGCCUCCUGCGUGUCCCUGCUCUGCCGGCCCGUGGGCCCCCACCAGGCCUGCUGUGUGCCCUCCUCGGCCCAGAAGUCCUGCUGCUGACGGGC